This is a messenger RNA of Rhincodon typus (whale shark), 1076 nucleotides long. RefSeq names its product matrix metalloproteinase-20-like. Gene Ontology annotation, cellular component: extracellular matrix. The transcript is spliced from 6 exons. Gene Ontology annotation, biological process: proteolysis; extracellular matrix organization; collagen catabolic process. The record is from RefSeq and is a predicted model, not a curated record. Lineage: Eukaryota; Metazoa; Chordata; Chondrichthyes; Orectolobiformes; Rhincodontidae. Gene Ontology annotation, molecular function: zinc ion binding; metalloendopeptidase activity. The coding region runs from base 45 to 1076 and encodes 343 amino acids.
GUCCCAGCAAGAAAUGUUUUAGUUCAUCAGGAUUAGCCCUGAGGAUGAAGUGCCUUUGUUUGACAUUCUCUUUUCUAUUUGUGAAUAUUGUUCACUCUAUGCCUAUCUCUACUCAAAAUCAAGCAAUGAAAAUGUCUCAAAAUGACUUGAAUUAUGCACAGAAAUACAUUAAACAGUUCUAUACCUUUGGGCGUGGUUCAAAAAGUCUCAUAGAAAGUAAGGACUCCUUAUCAAGAAAGAUUAAAGAAUUGCAAAAAUUCUAUGGACUGCAGGAAACAGGGGAACUGAACCAGGAAACAAUAGAAAUAAUGAAAGCACCUCGAUGUGGUUUUCCUGAUCUCGCUCACUAUCAACUCUAUCCAGGGAGACCUCGAUGGAUGAAGCCAUUUGUCACAUACAAUAUAGUGAACUAUCUACCUCAACUAAGCUACAUUGAGAUAGAAGAUGCCGUAUGGAGGGCUGUGAAUAUUUGGCAAAAAGAAACCCCACUGAAUUUUGUCAGGGUCCAUGAUAUGGAAGCUGAUAUCAUGAUUUCCUUUGAAGGACGUGUUCAUGGUGAUAGUUUUCCAUUUGAUGGACGUGGAGGGACUUUGGCUCAUGCAUUUUCACCUGGGCCGGGAAUUGGAGGGAACAUUCACUUUGAUCAGGAGGAGAAUUGGACAUUGGACCGCAAUGGUGUCAACUUAUUUCAUGUUGCUGUCCAUGAAUUUGGUCAUGCACUGGGGCUUGGUCAUUCCAGCCGUCGCUCUUCUGUGAUGUAUCCCGCAUAUAAAUACGAUCAAUCAAAUAUAUUCUCUCUUUCAUGGGAUGAUAUCAGAGCAAUACAGAAUCUAUAUGGCUGUGAGGCAGCAGCUGGGACCCAGCACGAGCCCAGAUGGUGGCAGCAGUCAGUCAGUGAUUACUGCCCAUUGGCGAAGGAUGGGCACAGCAACUGGGUAGUGGUCAGGGCUGAAGCCUUGCGAGCAGCGGUGAAACCUGGCGUGAUCCGGGUGGGUCUUAGCCCAGUGAGGGGAGAGCAAACCCUCUUGGGGUAUGCCCAGCUUGGAGCAUCUGCAGGCCCAUGGCUUAAGAAAUAA